AUGUCGUGCGCCGAUUGUGAUUGGUCAGCGUAGGUGGAAGUGUUACAAACGGUGUCAUUCACAAAGUAACAAGAAUACAUUACAAUAGUGAUAAAGAAUGCAAUUAACUUUAAAAUAGCGUUUAGAUUACUUUUUCAGGCAAUUCUACACGCGGACCUUUUUGAAGUUCACGUAAAACCAGUUUUGGGGCGUAUUUUCCGUUUCUUCACUGAUUUAUCAGCAGAUCACACUUGAGAGAUUGAUUUAAAGUUAUAUGGUUUCAAAAAUGUCCUCUAAAAUGGCGGGCUCAAACAACCUGGCACACGCUAGGAGGAUGGUACAGCAACUGAGAGUCGAGGCCAGUAUCGAAAGGAUAAAGGUAUCCAAGGCCUCAGCUGACCUCAUGCGUUACUGUGGAGAAAACGCCAAAUACGACCCCCUGCUCAUGGGCAUCCCUGCCUCAGAAAACCCCUUCAAGGACAAAAAGCCCUGCACUAUAUUGUAGUGCAAUAAGCAUUCAUCUUAUUUAAUUACUUCUACUCAACUUUCCCUUAAGUCCAGCUCUAGCUCCUUAGUAUAACUUUGUGUCGUGUCUUAACUGUAUUUAGCUCUUACAGUAUUUAUUACUGUAAAUAAACUCCAAUCAGUACUAAUUAAUUGCCUUUUUGGUAAUUAUUAGAAUUGAAUCUCAUCUUCACCGGCGUGACUCGUCUUCUGUUUGGUUGUUUGGGCCAAACUGAAAUUAUUCCACGAAAUGAUCCUAUAAAUCGAGCCAUUUAGAUGUUUUAAAAUGGCCUUAAGUUCCACUCUCCACCAAACAAUGCCUUUUUAUUUACACUUUUAGUUUGAAAUAGGGAAGUAGCACAUCACAUUAUGAUACGAGGAGCUUGCAACUACAUUAACUGAUUAAAUCUCACUUAACGUGUGUUAUGUGUUCCUCUAGCAACGCACAUGAAUAAUGUCAUAGCAAAGGGACUGACUGAAAUAAAUGGAAUUUAAAGAUCCAUAUUUUUAUGAAUCUGAUGUGACUUCUGCAAAUCAUCACUUUUUAAGUGCAUGCUGGGUAAAUACAACAAUACAGUGAAUCUCACACAAAUACCGAUUUGUUCUCUAUGAAAGGCGGUACCACUAUGUGCAAAACCAUAAGAGACGAGUUUCUGUUGUGGUUUUCGUGAACUACCCUGCACUUUCAAACCAUUGUGCCUUAGAUUGAGCAAAGCGGUUCUUGCUUAUUACAGAUACACACGAAUGAAAAGAGGACAUGUUUUAUUUUUUUUGAUGACACUGAGCACAUUUUCUGUUCCGUUUUAAGUGCCUUUUCAUUCUGAUUUAAUGACUUUUGUAACACAACCACUGUUGUUUGAUCUUGUCUAUGAAUUGAAUUGAAUGGAUUUUUCCCAAAAAGGGCAGUUGUGAAACAUUCACCUUUAAUGGGCCAAGCAUCCAUAUGUUGAUGCUGCAGCGUCUGUGUUAUUGUGGAGGCAUCAGAGAAGUUACGCAGCGUUUGAGAUUCACGACCAAAUUCCUGUGACCUCAGUAUCUCUGUGAAGAAACGAGUUUCCUUUUGUUCGUUUUGGUGUUUCUUUCUAUUCCAAUUUCUGUAUUUUUGCAAGCCUUCAUAACAUGUGCUAUACGUACUGUACCUUGAAAGAAAGAUUUUAUUAAAAUUUUGAAAUAGUAAAA
Molecule: messenger RNA, 1662 nt
Organism: Puntigrus tetrazona (Sumatra barb)
Lineage: Eukaryota; Metazoa; Chordata; Actinopteri; Cypriniformes; Cyprinidae
Gene: gng12a
Product: guanine nucleotide binding protein (G protein), gamma 12a
Exons: 3
Coding region: 254-484 (76 amino acids)
Biological process (GO): G protein-coupled receptor signaling pathway
Cellular component (GO): heterotrimeric G-protein complex
Molecular function (GO): G-protein beta-subunit binding
Source: RefSeq, a predicted model, not a curated record